Messenger RNA from Gamsiella multidivaricata, 836 nucleotides. RefSeq lists its product as uncharacterized. The record is from RefSeq and is a predicted model, not a curated record. NCBI's taxonomy places the organism in Eukaryota, Fungi, Mortierellomycota, Mortierellomycetes, Mortierellales, Mortierellaceae. Bases 208 to 714 code for a protein of 168 amino acids. The transcript has a single exon.
UCAAACUAAACAUAGUUACUGCGAGCUCAGGAUAGCAUAAAGGCGGCGUGGAAGGAGAGGGAGCGCAUUGCACACGAACAACAACGCCGCCAAUAGAUGGGUGCGUGAGCUGAGGGCCAAUGCUGAAGAGUAGGCCCGUAUUUUACUGUCAACAUUGUUUACACAUAUCCGCUACUCGCAGUCUAUAUAAACGCGUCGAAAUGACAGAUGCACUGCAAGCAUACUCUGAUUAGCCUUUUCUCCUUCUGGGCCCUUCAAUUCUUAAUUCUUUUGACUCGCUCUUGCUCUAGUCACUUUACUCAGUGCUUCCAGUACCCUGACGAUUGCUUUUUUGCUUCCGUAAAACUCUGUCUCAAGGCGCGUGCCCAAAUUGGCACCAGCUCGUUGGGCAGAAAUAGCGACUAUUUUUGGAAUAGACCCUGUACAGGACAACAAAUGCUUUUUCUCUGUAUAUCUCCUUUGCGUACUGUAGCGCCUUCUUUCCGCCAUACUGCAUCUCGGCGCAGAGAAUGUAAUGAGCUCAUAUUCUUCUGUAAUUGCAUCGAAUCGGAUUGUACAUGCGCAUCGUGUGUUUGCCGCGCACGAAACAGGACCAAAAAUGAUUUUUAUUUUUAUCCGCAUCCGUCAUCCCCAACUCCUUCGCUUUGGUCGCCUUCUGACCCUUCAAGCCUUUUGAAGGCGUUAUUGAACAAAAAAGGCUGUUGGAGAGGAUGACAGAAUUGGGCGCAGACAGCUUGCUGCACCACUCACACGUCUUGAGGUCUUAGGCCGCCAAAAAUAGCGGGCCCAAACCGGUCCAAAUAAACGAGACAUUAAAGAAUAAAAAGUGUCGUCCA